UUAUAAUUUCCUUUUUUCCCACUGCUUUUCUGUUCUUUUCUUUUCUUCUCUCUUCAGUGGCUGCUUUUUUCUGCCUCUUUCUCUCACCAUACUCUAUCUCUCUCUUCAGCCCAAACCGCUCUAGUGAACUGGUAGACAUGUCUUUCCGCGGUGGAGGGACAAAUGCAUCAUCUGGGAUGGGCGUUGCUGAUCAGAGCAAAACCACAUACAUGGAAUUGCAGCGGAAGAAGGUAUUCCGCUAUGUGAUAUUUAAGAUUGAUGAGAAGAAAAAGGAAGUUGUUGUUGAAAAGACUGGUAGCCCGGCUGAGAAUUAUGACGAUUUCACUGCAUCCCUGCCUGAGAAUGACUGCCGAUAUGCAGUUUAUGACUUUGAUUAUGUGACUUCUGAGAACUGCCAAAAGAGCAAGAUCUUCUUCAUUGCAUGGUCUCCUUCCAUCUCAAGGAUUCGUGCAAAAAUGCUUUACGCUACAUCCAAGGAAAGGUUUAGGAGGGAGCUGCAGGGUAUACAUUAUGAAAUUCAGGCCACUGAUCCAACUGAGAUGGACCUUGACGUCAUCAGAGAGCGUGCUAAUUGAACUCUUUGCUGUUAUGCAAGAAUGCCUCUUCUGGGGCAAAAAUAUUACACUUGCAACUGAAAGAAACGCAUUUUCUCGAUCUAGUAGUGGUUGUUAAGAUCUUGUGUAUGCUACAGUUACAUAUAGCUUGAUUAUAAAUAAUUUGGCAUCCGGGAAGGCUGAUCAGGAGCUCCCAUGUUCAUCCCGGGAUCAUGCGGGUCCUUCUCAUGAUGCUUCCCGAAUGAAAAAUGUCUCUGAUUAUGGCUAUUAACAGUUGCAUACUGAAUAUAUUAUAUGAUCUGAUAAUGUCU
This is a messenger RNA of Sesamum indicum (sesame), 865 nucleotides long. Its product is annotated as actin-depolymerizing factor. Gene Ontology annotation, biological process: actin filament depolymerization. NCBI's taxonomy places the organism in Eukaryota, Viridiplantae, Streptophyta, Magnoliopsida, Lamiales, Pedaliaceae. Gene Ontology annotation, cellular component: actin cytoskeleton. The record is from RefSeq and is a predicted model, not a curated record. Gene Ontology annotation, molecular function: actin binding.